AUGUUCCUGACGGGGCUGAAGCCCUCAAGGUUCUUCUGGUCGUUAAUUGAGAAGCCGCCGGCCACCAUCCCCGAGAUGCUCCAGCGAGCCAACCAAUACAUCGCCGGCGAAGCGCUGGUGGCGGGAAGACGCACGGACGGGAAGAAGCCACGGAUCGAACAACCCCGACCCGUCACCUCGAUGGCCACGACACAACCCCGCCGGAGGCCUGACCAUUCUGAGCCGCGGCUCCCGAGGCCUCCGCCCCUCCCACUGAAUGCACCCCGUACCGAGAUCUUCCUCCAGAUCAGGGAAAAGGGUCUUUUGCGACCACCCAACCCCGUAAAAGCUACUCACAAAGAUCGGUCGAAAUAUUGUAGGUUCCACCGAGACUAUGGUCACGACACGGAAGACUGCCGCGACCUCCAGAACCAAAUCGAGGAGCUGAUUAGAAGGGGGUAUCUCGGUCGCUAUCUCAAGGAACCCCGAGAAGCGACCCCACGACCCAGGAUACCCAUCGAAAGACAGAUCGACGUCAUCUUCGGAGGACCAGCGGCGGGCGGCAGCAGCUCAACCGCAAGGAAGUCCUAUGCCCGGAGCAUGGUUGAGAAACGCCCCCGACCCGAGCUAGAACCCGAAAUCUCUUUCGGGGCCGAAGAGGUGGAAUGCUCCCAUCAUGACGACACUCUGGUGAUCUCCAUCCAGAUCGCCAAUGCUCGGGUGAAAAGGGUAAUGGUUGACACUGGGAGCUCCGCCGAUGUGUUGUACCUCGACGCCUUUAAAAAGCUCGACUUGUCCACCGAGGACCUCAUCCCCAUGAGCUCGGCGCUCACGGGAUUCACCGGGGACUCCAUCUCCCCGCUCGGCACCACCACCCUCCCCGUCACCAUCGGGGAAGAACCAAGGACCAAGACGAUAAUGACUACCUUCAAGGCCUCCUCGGCAGCCCAAGCGGAAGACCGGGCAGACUCAAUGUCGUUCGAGAGCGUCUGA
This is a messenger RNA of Musa acuminata subsp. malaccensis (wild Malaysian banana), 972 nucleotides long. RefSeq lists its product as uncharacterized. The record is from RefSeq and is a predicted model, not a curated record. NCBI's taxonomy places the organism in Eukaryota, Viridiplantae, Streptophyta, Magnoliopsida, Zingiberales, Musaceae.